CCGCCAGCACUUCGCCGCGGAGGAACCGGUGGCCCUUGGGAUUAAAAUACUCACCGCGCCGGGAAGCCGAGGGAGAGAGGGAGCAGGUACCUGUUACAACAUUUCUUUGGUGAAGGCUAUUCAGCAGUGGUGACAUCUUCCAAUCGACCACUCUGCAAAUUAUUAUCUCUGGACUCCCAGCUGACACCCUGCCAGACGCUAGAGCUACUGAGACAACUGGAAUUGUGCCCGCUUUGGUCAAGGUUUUUUCUUUCACGGAGGAAAAAAAAAAGAUGAAGUUGGGCAAAGUGGAGUUCUGCCAUUUUCUGCAGAUACUAGCUCUUUUCCUUUGUCUUUCUGGGAUGAAUCAAGCAGAGCUCACAAGGUCCAGAUCAAAGCCCUACUUUCAAUCAGGGAGGACGAGAACCAAACGCAGCUGGGUGUGGAAUCAGUUCUUUGUGCUGGAAGAAUACAUGGGUACAGACCCACUCUAUGUAGGAAAGCUUCACUCUGAUGUUGAUAAAGGAGAUGGUUCCAUCAAAUACAUCUUGUCAGGCGAAGGGGCAAGUUCCAUUUUCAUUAUUGAUGAGAACACGGGGGAUAUUCAUGCUACAAAGAGGCUGGAUCGAGAAGAGCAGGCCUACUAUACGCUCCGAGCACAAGCACUAGAUAGGCUGACUAAUAAACCUGUGGAACCAGAGUCUGAGUUCGUCAUUAAGAUUCAGGACAUCAAUGACAAUGAACCAAAAUUUCUGGAUGGUCCCUACACUGCUGGAGUUCCUGAGAUGUCUCCUGUGGGGACCUCUGUGGUUCAAGUGACAGCCACUGAUGCGGAUGAUCCUACUUACGGCAACAGUGCUCGGGUGGUAUACAGUAUAUUGCAAGGACAACCUUACUUCUCUGUGGAGCCAAAAACAGGUGUUAUCAAGACUGCCCUUCCGAAUAUGGAUAGAGAAGCCAAGGACCAAUACCUGUUAGUUAUUCAAGCAAAGGACAUGGUUGGGCAGAAUGGUGGAUUAUCAGGGACCACAUCUGUAACUGUCACCCUGACUGAUGUUAAUGACAACCCACCCCGCUUUCCACGCAGAUCAUAUCAAUAUAAUGUCCCAGAGUCUUUGCCAGUGGCUUCUGUGGUGGCCAGAAUAAAAGCUGCAGAUGCAGAUGUGGGACCUAAUACUGAAAUGGAGUAUAAGAUUGUGGAUGGUGAUGGUUUGGGAGUAUUCAAAAUUUCUGUCGACAAAGACACUCAAGAGGGAAUCAUAACAAUUCAGAAGGAGCUGGAUUUUGAAGCUAAGACAAGCUAUACCCUGAGGAUAGAAGCAGCCAAUAUGCAUAUUGAUCCUCGUUUCCUGAGUCUGGGACCCUUCAGUGACAUGACAACAGUGAAGAUAAUUGUAGAAGAUGUUGAUGAGCCACCUGUGUUUACUUCACGUUUGUACUCCAUGGUGGUGUCUGAAGCAGCAAAGGUUGGCACUAUCAUUGGAACUGUAGCAGCCCAUGAUCCAGAUGCCUCAAAUAGUCCUGUCAGGUAUUCGAUAGAUCGAAACACAGACCUGGAGAGGUAUUUCAAUAUUGAUGCCAACAGUGGAGUCAUUACGACUGCUAAAUCUUUGGACAGGGAAACUAAUGCUAUUCAUAACAUCACAGUUUUGGCCAUGGAAAGUCAGAAUCCAGCACAGAUUGGGAGAGGUUAUGUAGCCAUUACUAUCCUUGACAUCAAUGACAAUGCCCCUGAAUUUGCCAUGGACUAUGAGACAACUGUCUGUGAAAAUGCUCAACCUGGUCAGGUGAUCCAGAAAAUUAGUGCAAUCGAUAAAGAUGACCCACCAAAUGGCCAUCAGUUCUACUUCAGUUUAACGGCAGAGGCAGCAAAUAACCACAAUUUUACACUGCAGGACAACAAAGAUAACACUGCAACAGUAUUAACCAAAAGGAAUGGGUUUCGAAGACAGGAACAGUCUGUUUUCUACUUGCCAAUAUUCAUAGUGGACAGUGGAUCACCUUCCCUUAGUAGCACUAAUACCCUCACCAUCAGGGUCUGUGAUUGUGAUGCAGAUGGUAUUGCUCAGACGUGCAACGCAGAAGCAUAUAUCUUGCCUGCAGGACUGAGCACUGGAGCCCUGAUAGCAAUAUUGGCUUGUGUCUUGACACUGCUAGUUCUUGUCUUGCUGAUUGUCACCAUGAGGCGACGGAAAAAAGAGCCCCUUAUUUUUGAUGAAGAGAGAGAUAUCAGAGAGAACAUUGUCAGGUAUGAUGAUGAGGGUGGUGGAGAAGAGGACACAGAGGCUUUUGACAUGGCUGCCUUGAGGAACCUCAACAUCAUGCGAGACACCAAGACCAGAAGGGAUGUGACGCCUGAGAUUCAGUUCUUGAGCAGACCAACUUUUAAAAGUAUCCCAGAUAAUGUAAUUUUUAGGGAAUUUAUCUGGGAAAGACUAAAAGAAGCUGAUGUGGAUCCCUGCGCACCACCCUACGACUCCCUGCAGACAUACGCGUUCGAGGGGAAUGGCUCAGUGGCAGAGUCGCUCAGUUCUUUAGAUUCCAUCAGCUCAAACUCUGACCAGAACUACGAUUACCUCAGUGACUGGGGCCCUCGUUUUAAAAGGCUUGCAGAUAUGUAUGGGACUGGACCAGACUGCUUAUACUCAUAGCCUUGGAACCUUUCUCUGAAAAUGCACUGAAGAAUAUUAAAAUAGAAAACUCAACCUUUUGGACUGAGGAAAGUUGUAAAUAUUUCUCCAUUUUUAAACUUUUCAGUUGUUUGGUUUUUUUUUUUUGGCCUUGGUGGAACAUAUCUUCAUUAGACUUGUCCCAGGGACUGCACUGACCACACAGAAUAUGAGCAUUUGGUGGCAUUUUUGAUAAAAUGAAAUGCUCAGCCACGUUCAAAUAGAUAGCAACACUCAAAUACCUACAGAGGCAUUUCACUUUCAAGAGUAUGUUAUGUACUGUCACAUCAAUGAGCUAGGGGUACACUGUAGAUGCCUUCACAGUAUUGCUAUAUCUAGAAUACAGUCUCCCAUAUAAGAAGAAACAAAUUUGCAAAUAUAUAAUUCAGAACAACAUAACAAUAUAUGGUAUUUACAUAUGCAGAGUUUUUUCAGCAGAUUUUCUUUACAGUGGGCAUGAAGCUUGCUAGAACAAAAGCAGAAGGACUGACAUGAAAACAAACAAAAGCCCACGAGAUACUAUUUUUGGGUUUUUCUGUGUUUGUUCUCAGAGCUAUUUAAUUAGAAGUCUCUGUAAUUUUCUGGGUAGUUUUUGAGAAAUUAUUGUUUGUACUAAGAAAUUCCACAGUAUUUGUCAUCAAUUUAUGAAAUAGCUUAUAAACCACAUAAAAUGAGAACGAUUUAGGUGUAGUCUUAUGGUUGAAGAGUUUUGUGAUGCCCAUGUAAGUAUAGAAAAGAUGUUGCUAUCUAUUUGCUAUUUUUUUAUUCUCUCUUCUGAUUUGUACAGGAGAAUUUAUCCUUUUUUAUUAUUGUUUGACAUAAAGUGUUAUAUUUAUUUUGGAGCUCCAAUCUCCUCUAAAUUCAGGUCCAUUUUACUGCCUCAUGGUAUUAGACUUGUCAGAACAUGCUGAUUUUUCUCCAGUCUCAGAUAAAUGUAGGAAAUGAAGCAUGGAAAUGGAAAAAUUACAGUAAAGCAAUGCCACCCACCAUUCAUCCCUCAGAAAGGAGAGCAGCUACAAGGAUGUACAGUUGUUCUUCUGAGCCAUUACAAAGUCUGGGACAUUUAAAUAAAAUAUUUGUACAUGGAAUUUUUUUGACAGAAGACUACAGAGGUAGCUGGGAGUGUCUUUAAUCCAAGAUUUCAUUUUCAAGGUUAAACAUACUGUAUGCUUCAAAGACUGUAAACACCUUGCUUUUCUCCUUUCCCUUCUCUUUUGCUGCCGAUGAGUCACAGUAAAAGAGUUUUCAAUUUCUUGAAAACAUUGCAUUGCUUAACAUAAGACAAGCAAUGUAAUACUAUUAACUUCAAAAGUUGUCUUUAUAUCCUGCUGCUCAUAAGUAUUUUUUCCCCAAAGGUGUAACCUCUCUACACAUAAUUUCUACACUGGUUCAGGAGUGCCAAAACAGAAGGACAACUGCUGUUGGUUAAAAUACUGUAUGGUUUUGAAGUAGGAUUUCUUAGAAUAAUCUGACAGCUUUUUUAUGAUUCUGACAAUAUUUAUACUUCAUCUUUCAUGAUUUAUUACUAGAUAAUAAGGCAUAUAUUCAAGUUAAAUAGUGGUUUUAGGUAUAUUACUUCAGAUUUUUUUGUUUUGGAUAAAAUGUAGAUGAGUUCCUAAAUUAGAGUCUGCUCCUGCAAACUUUUUUGCUUGUACCUAACUUGAAAUUACUUGACUUGCCUGCAAUUACUGAGAGGUAUACAGAAUUGUUUGCAGAACUGUCUUUGUGAAUAGAAGGUACUCCAUAGAGAAUGAUGCUCACUCUAAAAGCCUUUCUUUCUGAAAGAAGGAUCCUUGUACUGAAAUCCUAAUGUAUGAGUGACAUGAGGCUGGGGGAUGGGAAAGUAUCAUUAAGGCUUUGUAAUUUUUGCAGCCCAGCAUUAUCAAUUAACUAUGUGGAAGUGGCCUUCAGCUCCAUCAAAAAAAGAAAAAUAAUUUUAAGCAUCUGCAACACAUUCAAUUUGAGUUACAUUUUAAUAGACAAUCAUUGUUUCAUAAUUCAGUAGAUCUGCUUCUAGUUGUAUUAAAUAUAUAUAUAUAGGUAUAUAUAUAUAUAUAUAUGACAGAUUUUGUAAUGGAACUGAAAGAUAUCGUCCAUGACUUUUAGUCACACAUGUAAGAUUUUCAAUAAAAAGAUUAAAAAAAAAAAAAAAAGAACCAUGUGUAUACAGUUUAAUGAGAACGAGAUAUGCUGCAGAAUUUAAGCAGGUAUUAAAUCAACAAGUUUUUAAGAGAACAGUUUUUUAUUAAUCUCCUUGUUUUUCAGAAGAUAAUUCAUGCAUCUGGAUUAAGAUGCCCAAAAUGCUGAUUUUAGCACAUAAUACUCAAAGGAGAUUUAAAUGUGGUUUAGAGUAAACAUCCAAAUUCCCUUGCUUUUCCACCUUCUAUGUCUUUAAAAAACACAAAAACCUCCACUACGAGGAAACUAUAUUAGAGGGGGUUUUUUUGUGUACUUUCUAUGGAAAAGAUGCUCUUUAUUCUGAUGUCAUGAAAACUCAUUGCCUAUAUAAGUUUUUUGUUGCACAGUUCUAAAAUAAUUGAAUAAGCUUGCUGUUACAUUCUAUAUUCUUACCUACUGAUUGUAUUGUCGCAGUAAGAAAGAAAGGUGGAAAUCCGUUAUGUUUGAUGACAGAUGUUACUAUAGUAUAUAUAUAAGGUAUGCAUAGUACACGUAAUAGAUAAUGCUCUGUAUAAGUUACCAUGACUACAGGCUUUCAUUGUUCAGAAUCUGAUUCGAAUUCUUUCUUUAUAUUGCACAGCCUGAAGUCGUAAAGUAUAUUCUACUGACUAAAUAGUGUAAAAUGUAAGAAAUAUUUUCUCUGUCCUAGAAAGGUAAUGAAAUUAUUUGUGCAAUUUAAUUAGAAUAGCCCUUUAAAAAGAUUUACAAUCUUAUUUAACUUUCCGAAGAGUUUCAGUAUCUAAUUAGAGGCCAGAAAUCCUAAUUAAAAAGUAUAUCAAACAUUGCAGUCACUCCCAUCUUAUAUAUUGAAACAUCUCUUUCCUUCUACCAUAUGCCAGUUGAAUAGGGUUAUUUCAAAUUGAUAUUUCCAAGCACUUUGAAAAGUGCACAGUUUUAAGAGUCUUAUUAAAAAAAAUCAACAUAAAAUUAAUCUGUUUGAUUAAGAUUUAUGGUAAAGACUCCUUACUCUGCUUUGACCAGUGUGAAAUCCACUGAAUUCAACAUUGGACAUUCUGGCUUACAUUUUCGAUUCAAAAGAAUAAACUUAGUGUACUUACUUUAAGUUAUAUCCCACUAAGACAUAGCAUGAGCCUUCCUAAGCUUACUAAUUCUGAUGGCUGGGUUAAUACAAUCACUGUAGGACUCAAGAUAUUUGAUGCUACAAACUGAAAGUUCUCCUUCUCCCUAAAAAUUUAGGGAGAAUAAAAAAAAAAAAACCUUGCCUUUUACUGCUGCUUUUAUAUGUUAUUUUGAAAGGGAGCAGGAGGAUUCAUUGUAAUUUCCUUUAAAGUUGGGGUCUUUUCGCAAUUAUUUUUUCCUGUUUACCUUUCAGGUGCUGGCAGUAAUCGAUAAAUAUUUCCUGUCCUUUUUUUCUUUAGAGAUUUUGGAUGAAAGCAUGUUAUGAAAUACAAAAUAGCAGCAUCUUAUUUUUUAUGGGCAAAUACUCUUGUAUGAUACAAAGAAAAGUGGUAGUUUGUCAUUCUGAAAAGGAAAUAAAUGUACUAUAAAGCAUAUAAUCACAUUGACUUUAAAGAUCAUUAAAGAGUUGAAAGAGAAACACAAUUACCUAUAUCAAAUCUAGUAUUAAAUUCUUGGUCACAGUCUGUCAUGUAGCUGAUUUAAAUUUUUUGUAUGUAGAUUUUUUUCCUCUACUUUGAAAUCUAUGUAGAAUAAUAAUGGUUUGAGACAUCCUUGUAUUCACCUCAUUUGUGAUAUAUGGGGUCAAGUAUAUAUUUAUUGGUCCGUGGCUCUAAAAAUUAAUUGCAAAAGAUAGGAACAUCACUUUAUUUGUUUGACAGAAGCAGGAAAGUCUACAAAAUAACCAGAGCUCUACAAGUUGCUGUCCUUACUAUAGCAUCACUAAGUUUACCAGAUCUAUAUCUAAGUUUUCCAGAUACAUCCUAAGAUAUAUUUUCACCCCAGAAUCAUUCCUUCCAAACCAAGAACUCAUCCUCUGCUCAUUUUCAGUGCGGGUAAAAACGCAUUUUGUUGUUUACUGAAGGUUUUUUUAUGGAUAUCUGCCUGAACUUUUGUUCUUUGAACUAGGAGAUUCACAAUACACAACAGGUAUAAUCUAUUUUCUAGAUGAAGGGAAUAUGGUAGGCUAUGCUUUGCCUUGUUAUGAUAAUAUAUCUUUUCUCACAAAAGAAAGAAAAAAUGUUCCCAUGUGGUACAUAAAAUCUGCAAAACGUUAGACCAUAUAGAAUUGCAUAUAGAAAUAUAUUGGUUGAAAAAACUUGAUUUACCGAAGCAUUACAUGAUACAAGAUUGUCUUGAAAUCUUUAUGUGAAUCUUUAUAUAUCUAAUCAAACACAAUAAAAGAAAAAAUAGCAUAAGAAUUUUCUGGAAAUCAGAAAAAAAUCUCAUUUGAAGCCACAGUGGUGUCUCACAGAGACAAAUCUUAUCUCAUGUUAACACAUAUUUCCUAAAAUUAUAUGUAUAUUUAAAUAUACCACCCCCACAGUAUUUCUUUUAAAAUACCUUUUUUUAAUCAGAAAAUAUCUACAAAAAGUAAUCCUACUUUCAAAAACUUUUUCCAUCUUCAUCCAUGUCUGAUAUAGAAGAAUAUAGUUUAGACUCAGGCAAAACUUUUAAGAUUGCCCCCACAAUGAAAGGAAAUUGGUUUCAAAUUAUGACCCAAAAUAGUUUAAAAGCUGUUAGAAGCGUUGCAAGGACUGUUACUUCCAUGAUUUUUUAAAGCCACGUGUUAUGUCAUAAUAAAUGGUAUCAGAUUGAAAUUCCUAUUCCUAGAAAUGGUGUCAAGUUAAAUAGAGUUUAAUAUUUGAUUGAUUAACUACGGUCAUAAACCUAUUGUGCAGCAUAACAGCAAGCUGAAUGCUGAAUCGGUACUAGAAAAAAGGUCAAGGAUUUUAUUUUCUCCUUCUACUCACCACCAUCGUGGCCAAUGUCAGAAUUUCUUUUCAUUGUACAGCAAAGCAAAAUCAUGUUGAGUCUAAGUUGGCCACAGCAGGGAAUUAGAAUCUUUCCUCCUCUUCACAAAGGCUAAAAGACUAUUUACUAGGUCAUUCCAUUCAAAUAUUCUUGUCUGAUUAUGUCUGGACUCCUAGGUCAUGCUACCUGAAACCUGUGAAGUUGUUGGGGUUUGGAAUUUUUUUUUUUUUUUUUGGGAGGAGGAGAGAGGAUAUUGUUUGUUUGUGGGUUUGGUUAUUUUUAAAAUUGUCAUUCUUGUUGAAAUGCUUAUGUUUGAAUGAGUUGACCUUUUUCAUUGAUUUUUUUUGCGUUUGUUUUUCUUUUGUCAAAACCGUACCAGCCACCCCUUUUUCUUUACUGUUAAUAGCACAAAAGAAAGUCCUGAGGUGCUCUCUCUCUUUGAUGUCAAGAAGCUAUGGAGAAAAAGAUAAACAUAGGAUCAACAUACUGCAAUGAAAUUAAUCUGUCAUUUUCUCUCAACACAAGCUCCCAAACACCAUAGUUAAGCUGCCAUUAACACCAUUCAAAUCAUGGCAUGGAUCUAAUCUUACAACUUUAAAAUAUAUGGUCCUUUUCUGGCACUACUACAGCAAUUUUUACACAUUUAAUGAAAUCACAUUAGAUAGGAUUAUCAAGGUUUUUACCUGUAACUCAGUUUCAUCAUUUUUAUUUAUAUCAUGGUCUUGAUGCACAGAAAAAGAAGGAAAAAUUACAACAGCAAAACAGAAGAAGUACAAAAUGCCUCUAUGCAGUGUUUUAAUUAUUACUCUACCUUAUUAUUUUCAAUACACUGAUAGCUUUUCAUCUCUUUGAGACUGCUAGUAAAUUAAGAUAAGUGUGAUAUUGAGCCAGAUAUUCAAACCACAUUAGACCUUUUGAGUCUGACAAGAAUGGACAGUCUGAAUUUCAAUGCCCUAUUUCCUUAAUGAUCAAAACAGCCUUUAUUAUUAUCAUCACACUCUUGAAAUUAUGUGGAGAAAGAAGUGUUUAUUGACGCACCUACAAAAUACUUGGUGAAAUUUUGAUCAUAUUGUAGUACUUGGCAGAUCUCCCUCUGGUUUUCAAGAGGUGUCAAGAUUUAUGCAUUGUUGGGAGAGACAAAUAAAUGAUCACUUACAGCAUCAA
Pseudopipra pipra is the source of this 8882-nucleotide messenger RNA. RefSeq names its product cadherin 7 (gene CDH7). Bases 273 to 2630 code for a protein of 785 amino acids. Gene Ontology annotation, molecular function: calcium ion binding; cadherin binding. Gene Ontology annotation, cellular component: plasma membrane; adherens junction; catenin complex. The record is from RefSeq and is a predicted model, not a curated record. The transcript has 12 exons. Gene Ontology annotation, biological process: adherens junction organization; multicellular organism development; cell-cell adhesion mediated by cadherin. Lineage: Eukaryota; Metazoa; Chordata; Aves; Passeriformes; Pipridae.